AUGAACGAUACAUUUGGAGGAGACUUUAAUGCCACCCAAACCAACGAUGGUGCAGCUUCUGAGAAGAAGGCAGAAGGAAUUGCUCCCGUCUUAAUAAAACAAAUUCUCAAUUCACCCGAAGGCAACUUCCAAAUGUUCGAUAUGAGCUUUAGCAUGGUGUGUAUUAAGGGUAUUGUUCGCAAUGUUGACACGUCGUCGACAAAAAUAACAUAUACCCUGGAGGAUAGUACCGGUAGGAUAGAGGCACACUACUGGCUUGAGGAAGGCGAUACUUCAAAGGCACCAAAUGUAAUGUUAAAUAAAUAUGCAACCGUAUAUGGCAGUGUAAGAUCACAGGGUGGUCAGAAGACAUUGAUGGUCUUUAAAAUGUUGCCGGUUAAUGAUCCCAAUGAAGUUGUUACCCACAUCUUGGAGAUGCUGAAUGCUCGAUAUAAAUCCGAGGAAUUUUCAACGAAGGGCAGCAACUUCGAUUUCAACGGUGGUGCGAAGGCCAGCAAUGAUGGCGGCAGUUUUGGUAUACAAAGUGGAAAUGAUUUGGGUCUUGAGGGUAAAAAUCUGGCAAUUUUCAAAGCCAUUAAGGAACACAUUUCGAAUGAUGGCAUCAGUCGAAGUGAACUAAAACGAAAAUUCACACAAAUGAAAGAAGCCGAAUUGAAUGGCAUUCUGGAUUUCUUGAUUUCCGAAGGUCAUAUCUACUCAAGCAUAGAUACUGAUCAUUUCCUCAGUACCGAAUAA
Molecule: messenger RNA, 735 nt
Organism: Musca vetustissima
Lineage: Eukaryota; Metazoa; Arthropoda; Insecta; Diptera; Muscidae
Gene: RPA2
Product: replication protein A 32 kDa subunit
Exons: 3
Coding region: 1-735 (244 amino acids)
Biological process (GO): nucleotide-excision repair; DNA replication; double-strand break repair via homologous recombination
Cellular component (GO): site of double-strand break; nucleus; chromosome, telomeric region
Molecular function (GO): DNA binding
Source: RefSeq, a predicted model, not a curated record